Mucor velutinosus is the source of this 2823-nucleotide messenger RNA. RefSeq lists its product as uncharacterized. The coding region runs from base 1 to 2823 and encodes 940 amino acids. Lineage: Eukaryota; Fungi; Mucoromycota; Mucoromycetes; Mucorales; Mucoraceae. The record is from RefSeq and is a predicted model, not a curated record. The transcript is spliced from 13 exons.
AUGUUGAAAAACGACGCAGCUUAUAAAAUUGCUAAGAGAGCCAAGAAAGCCACUGAAGAAGAGGCAAACAAGGAAUCAAACAAAAAGGUUAUCAAGAAAAUGCCAACGAAUGCAGAGGAGAUAGCCUUGAAGAAAAAAAAACAAAAAGCACGCAAACAACGUAGCCGCUCUAUAACAAAGUCUCAGAUGAUGAAGAAGAGCGCAAAGACUGCACAUGCGAAAGCCAUCAAGUACAUCAAUGAGCUGGAGAAACGGAAUAGGCAAGCUGUAACCCAGCCUAAUGCUUCGCUGAACGACAACACUAAACAACUUGUCCAUGCAAACGGAGCAUUUCAUUUUGACGAUGACAGCAUCGACCAUGGCUUCGACUACAUAGAGCCUUCUAACCAGCGUUAUGGUUUCACAACCAUUUUCAGACAAAAAAAACAAAGGAGAAUUAGAAAAGACUUUUGGGCUCAAGAAAGUGUCUCGCUCAAGAAGUGGUAUCUUGAAUCUCACGAGAUUCAUGGCCAUGCUGACCCUACCCUCAAAGUCCCAAAUCAAUUGAAAAGCACAUAUCAAUGCGACUGCAGCAAUAAGAAAACAUUGGAGGUAUAUUGUUAUAUGCUACACAACCAUCAAAAAAUCAAAGUUGAUUAUUGUAUGCAUCAACCAAUCCUAAAGAAAUUGGUAUUGAUGCAAAUGUUGCCAAGCAGCACAAUUCAACCAAAAGCUGCGGUCCAUUUCGCCGUCUUUGAAAAACUGAUGAGCUUGAAGCUACAUGGAAGCAUUUCAAAUUAUGCAUUCGUGAAGACGCAGAAUGUUGAUAAUCUCUUGUUGAGUAACUAUGGUGAAAACGACUUUAAAAAUUUGAAUAACGGCUUGUUCAACACACUACAAGUAAUAUAUCGAAAUUUGAAGAGCCAUGCCUUGGAUGAUUUACGACUGGUCAACCACUCUUUGUACUGUCAUGCGUGUUUUGAUGGUGAUACCGUUGGAGUUGUAAUGGAUGGCAACUUCCAAUUAAAAAGAAAGAUGAACAAGCGAAACCGAAAUGAUGUAGAUCUCUAUCCUAGUAUCUUUUCAACAAGCUACGACAUUGCACAGCUGUGGGAAGUCGAAGGUGAAGUUGAAAAGUUUGCUAAUGAAAAAGAUGAUGCGAAAGAAGAGCUGUGUGGUCUUGAAGAACUAGACAACAUCAACAACCCUACGUUCAAAGCUGGCUCAGAGAAAAAUCGAAAGGUGAGUAACCGUUUUGACGAAGAAGGAGUUUUUUCUAUGAAUUGUGCAAGACAUGGCGUGCCUAUUCGAUUAUACGAUAUUUAUAAUGGCGAAGGGCGUAAGUACGCACUUGCGGCUAUCAGUCAUCUUAUGAGUUUAUUGGGUAACUCUCAGAAACUACUAAUUAUGUAUGACAUUAUUUGCUUGUGUAAGGGCAAAUUAGAGUCGUGUAUACCAGGGCUAAAGGAGAGGGCUCCUUUAUAUCUCGUGACAGUGUUCCACGCCUAUGCCCAUAGCAUGCAUUGUCAAGUCCAACACCAUCCACGAGUUGUCAAUGGCAGUGGCAAUACCGAUGGCGAAGGUGUAGAGUGCUUCUGGAGCACAGCAAAUCGCUUCAUUUCCAUGAUCAGACAGAUGAGCAAAUUCAACCGCAAAUCAUUGUUAACAGAUGUCGUAUAUCAUUUUAGACAGAACAAAAUGUUGGAAAUUCCGGGACAAAUCUUAAAAAAGUACACCAAUGCAAUGAAGAAGGUGAGCGAGCUCAACAUUACAAAUGAGAAAUUUUUUGCACUGGAAGAACAGUGGAGUGAGCAUGUAGAGAUCGUGAUGAUUCCAGCAACUCCUGCCGGUGUGCAAAUCCUUAUAGAUAAGGCAGAACAAGAAACCCAUGUCAGUAGGUAUUCUUACUACCUAAAAUUAACCGUUGAAUAUUUGCUGUUGAAUGACUUGAGAGAUGAAAGUGGAAGAAAAAUUGAAAUCACUACCAAGAAAGAUAUCAAUAGAAACAAUUUUUUGGUCGAUCAAAUCAAGCAAUUACAAUCUGUGUAUGGGUAUGCGAUGAUCAACAGCCUAGAUGAUCCAGCCUUGCAAGAACAUCGAGAACGGAUCAUUGAAGUUCGAUACAAUGUAAUGAAUACAUUUGUAAAACACCUCUUGUUUGCAAUUCUGAUGAAAGAGCACAAGAUAUCUCAACCUGGCUCAUUUGGCACUGCAAAGGCGGCCAGAGUUAUUUUGUCGCUUGAAAUAUUGAAGAAGAAAGCAGAGGCGAUCAUUUCGAUGAUCAACAAAUUUGUAGAAACCUCAUACAGUACGCAGGCAGAGAUCGACAGAAGAAAGAAGAAGACAGUCGGAAAAGAAGUGGAACGGAUCAGACUGUAUGCUGCCGAAAAUGGUCUGGAUUUGCCCACCCCUUUGAACAACUGGCAUAUAUUGAAAAGAAACGUCGAAGAAAUUUCUAUUUUGAUAGGUGAAGCAAAGAGGGUUCUUGGCAACUACGAAAGUGAGUUGUCAUCGUUGAGGGGAAAACAGAACAAUCAUUUUGUCAGAAUGAGAGUUCUGGACGUUGCUCGCCGUCAACGCAGUGCCAAGUCACUGUUGAAAAAUAUUUCAAGAUCCAAACCUCCGGUAUUGCUUGCAAGCAGAGAUGCCUCUGACUUGCUAAACAAUGUCGUUAUUUUUCCUGAGGUGGAUCUUAGCGAUGACGGGAAUGAAAUUUUCGACAACAUUGAGGAUGAUGUGGUUGACGCCGGUGAUCCAAACGAUGCAGAUCCUGGUGAAGGCGGUGAGCCAAACCCAGAAGACGAAAUUCUACUCACAUUUCAAGACAUUGAGGAAGGAUCAUAA